CCCGCUCCGCAGUUGUCUCCGGAGCGCGGGCUGAGCCGCCCGAGCCGCUGGGCCAGUGAAGCGCUGGCGGUUCGCUCCCAGGCCAGCUCGUCCAGGCGCUCGCAGGCAUGCAGCCCGGGAGCAGGCGGCGUGCCCCGGGCCGCUGCUGAGCCGGCCCGGGCGGCGGAGACCAGCGCCAGCAGAGCCCCUCCCACCUUGCCCCAGGGCAGACGCACGGCGCCCGGGCACCCCCUCUUCUCCCGCAGCCCCGCCAGCGCCACCCCCCGCGGGCCGUAGGGGCUCAUGCAGCCGCCAAGGGAGAGGCUAGUGGUAACAGGCCGAGCUGGAUGGAUGGGUAUGGGGAGAGGGGCAGGACGUUCAGCCCUGGGAUUCUGGCCGACCCUCGCCUUCCUACUCUGCAGCUUCCCCGCAGCCACCUCCCCUUGCAAGAUCCUCAAGUGUAACUCUGAGUUCUGGAGUGCCACAUCAGGCAGCCACACCCCAGCGUCGGACGACGCCCCCGAGUUCUGCGCUGCCCUACGCACCUACGCCCUGUGCACGCAGCGGACAGCCCGCACCUGCCGGGGCGACCUGGCCUACCACUCAGCUGUCCAUGGCAUAGAGGACCUCAUGAGCCAGCAUAACUGCUCCAAAGAUGGCCCCACCUCACAGCCACGCCUGCGUGUGCUCCCACCGGCCGGGGACAGCCAAGAGCGCUCGGACAGCCCCGAGAUCUGUCAUUAUGAGAAAAGCUUCCAUAAGCACUCAGCCACCCCCAACUACACACACUGUGGCCUCUUCGGGGACCCACACCUCAGGACUUUCACAGACCGCUUCCAGACCUGCAAGGUGCAGGGUGCUUGGCCGCUCAUCGACAAUAAUUACCUGAAUGUGCAGGUCACCAACACCCCUGUGCUGCCUGGCUCGGCAGCCACAGCCACCAGCAAGCUCACCAUCAUCUUCAAGAACUUCCAGGAGUGCGUGGACCAGAAGGUGUACCAGGCUGAGAUGGACGAGCUCCCAGCUGCCUUCGCCGACGGCUCUAAGAACGGUGGAGAUAAGCACGGGGCCAACAGCCUGAAGAUCACCGAGAAGGUGUCGGGCCAGCACGUGGAGAUCCAGGCCAAGUACAUUGGCACCACCAUUGUGGUGCGCCAGGUGGGCCGCUACCUGACCUUCGCAGUCCGCAUGCCCGAGGAGGUGGUCAAUGCUGUGGAGGACCGGGACAGCCAGGGACUCUACCUCUGCCUGAGGGGCUGUCCCCUCAACCAGCAGAUCGACUUCCAGGCCUUCCAUGCCAACACGGAGGGCCCUGGCACCCACAGGCUGGCGGCAGCCAGUCCCUCACCCACAGCCCCAGAGACCUUCCCAUAUGAAACAGCCGUGGCCAAGUGCAAGGAGAAGCUGCCUGUGGAGGACCUAUACUACCAGGCCUGCGUCUUCGACCUCCUCACCACGGGUGAUGUGAACUUCACGCUGGCCGCCUACUACGCCUUGGAGGACGUCAAGAUGCUGCAUUCCAACAAGGACAAACUGCAUCUAUAUGGAAGGACUCGGGAGCUCCCGGGUGGGGUGGCCGCUGCAGGGCUGUCCCAAGCCCCCCGGCCUCUCCUGGGCACUCUGGUGCCACUCCUCACCCUGCUCCCUGUGCUCUGGUAGGAGCUGGCACAGAGGAUGUGGAGGAGGCGUGAGCUCAGUCCUCAGCCUUCAGGGGUGGG
Molecule: messenger RNA, 1697 nt
Organism: Otolemur garnettii (small-eared galago)
Lineage: Eukaryota; Metazoa; Chordata; Mammalia; Primates; Galagidae
Gene: RGMA
Product: repulsive guidance molecule family member a
Exons: 4
Coding region: 283-1638 (451 amino acids)
Biological process (GO): BMP signaling pathway
Cellular component (GO): plasma membrane
Molecular function (GO): coreceptor activity
Source: RefSeq, a predicted model, not a curated record